AUGUCACUCUUGCGCACGAAUGCCAUUCUGAAAAGGUAUCGCCGCGAACACCUCGAGCAGGAUGCUGCGGAGUCAUCCGCCAAGGCGGAAGGGCAGUUCGAGGAAGGCUGUGACGACCACACUGCUGCGUAUCCGAAUGUGGACGCCUUUCAAGCUAUCGGUUUGGCUCCCGGAGAAAUGCUAGCACCGCUGCUGUCUCCACCAAGCUUCAUGCACAACGAACAGACCACACAGAUGACAAGGAUGGCGGCGCAGAGCAGAAGAAGCUUGAGCGCUGGUGAACCAUCUGGAUUCCACGGUACGGUGACUUCCCUUGAAAGUGUACAGAACACCCCCGUAGCGACGAUGACCGCGGCCCCGUCGACCACUUUUACCAUUCAGACUUCGUUCCUCCGUGAAGGCGGCGACGAGGGGAAUCACACUACGCCGGGUAGGUCCUCACGGUCACGGGAUCCUAUGGUGCGCGCAGGAGCCGAGGAGGAGACGUUUCCUGGCGUGGAUCAUUUUGCGGCACCUCGUUGCCCUCUUUUAUUGCUGUCUCCGCCCACAAGUGGCGCAUCACCAGCACUUGCGACAACAGGCAGGCGAGACGCCGACAGCACCGCCCCCCUCAGUUGGCGUAGUCCGAGCGACCUGUCCGGUGAGGAAGAUCGCGGCCUUGCUGGAGCCCACUCCCACUUGAUUUUCACUGACCCAACCGCCUUAUCGACAAUAGGGACGACCGGGUGGGAAGCGGUGACAAGCGUCGCAGAUAUGCCCGUGGCAGCUCAACCAAAUCAUGACGCACGCGAGACUGCGGCAAGUGCUCCUGCUCCUUUAGCCGGUGAGUCCUGUGAGCCGGUCUGCAGUGCCAGUGGCCUAUCAUCGUCUUUGUUGGCGGCGCGUACGCUGAGGCGACUCACGGGAGGCGGUGGACGUGCCCACAUCUCAGCUCCAGUAUCGACGGAGCUGCCGCGAUCGAUUGAGGGGCUCACUCGAGCGUACCAAAGCCCUUCAGUGGAAAAGGGUAGCUCGACCCUCUCAUCCCCUUCGUCUCCUUCCACUGCAGCAGAGCAACAGAGCAAUCGCGGCGAAGUCGAGGGCGAGCCCCCGGUGCUACGCGAAGAGGCUGUGAGACAACUCGAUCUCGUAUAUGCGAGAAUGACCGUCGAGUUACCUACUGCGAGUGUACAUAAGGACAGCUCUACAUCCGCCGCGCUGCGGUUUGACAUGUCCGACACGCUGCUGCAGCCUCCGACGAGCAUCUUGUCAGAGCCUUCAACGGCUACCGCUCGAACGAGAGACAAGUCUGCCAUGUCCUUUGGUAGUUUCGGGCGCCCCGUUGCAUACGGAUCCUUGGCAAGCCGACGCCUCGCCUACACCACCGACGGUGGUGACGCCACCGAUGAAGGUGUCUUCUCCCCAAUCAGCCUGAUGGACGAUACCGAGCGAGGAUUCUACGCUCGCGCGGUUGGCUACAGAAACGGACCUCUUGAGGAUAAUCGAGCAGCCGUUCCUAUGCCGCAGCUACUCUCCUUCUCCGGAACUGCUCGCUCCUCGCCACGAAUCUGGGACGACGAGGACGUCGAUGUGGAUCCGACGACAGCGUUUAGCGACCCGUCGCUGCGCCUUUCGUUAGCGCUGCCGCCCAUCACCUUCUACGAAGCUUAUCUGAGCCUGACGAAGAAGCUGCAACCUGCCGACGCGAGUGCGGCCUUCAUAGCCGAGGGGGAGACAGUAAAGAGAGCUGAAUCUUCUUCAAAGCUGUCGCCGCAGGCCAUAGAAGUACCGAAGCUGAAGAAAAGAAGCCUUAUCUCCAUCUUCUGGUGCUGCGGUGACCAAGGUCGUGCUGCGGCAACAGUCGGGAAGCAACCGCAGUUCAGCCCACCGUCUCCUAGAGGGUUGACUCGUGAAGAGCGCAACGGUGUGGCGGCUGCGGAAGCGACGGUCUCCACCCCUGGGGGACCCGAAGAGCAUCUCCGGAUUGUACGCGCUCUGAAGUCUCAGUCCCUCUUGCUGCAGCUUCCCACCCAUCGCCGUAUGCUACUCACAGUCUUCAAUACUCUCACGGGCAACAUUCCGUGGGUGAAUACAAAUGGGAAUCCACUUCCAUCCUCCUCAGACACUCCCCUGCCGCUGUUUUCGCCUACGACAGUGAAGUGGGAGUCAAUCGGGUUUCAAGGAGCCAAUCCUGCCACCGAUGUUCGGGCAACGGGUGUCCUCGGUGUGAUCCAGUUAUUGUACCUCAUCGACUACUACCCCGCAUUCGCGCAGCGACUGUGGCAACUCUGCCGAGACCCAGCGAACGAAAGGGCAUCUCCGCCACUUUCUAAUGGCCAUUGCGGCAGUGCGCCACCAGCGACUGCGAAGAGAGGUGGAGUCUCCGAUGAGCUGCCAUUUGUGCUGGUAUGCUUCAGCUUCACGGCGGUGGUGCUGGACGCGGCUGGGCAACACAUUCUUGACGAUGAGGUGCAAAAGGUGGCGAACGCUAGACUCCCCGUUUCCACAUUACAGGCGACUCUCGCUAAAACGACACGGCCUGUGCCACAUCCCUCUUCCUACCCUGGCAUGUAUGUUUGCUGUGAGUGCUACGUCGGAGCUCUGGCGCUGUUCGUAGACGCCUGGAGAGCGCGGCCCCAAGGCGAGGCCAGAGGCAACUUUGAUGUCGCGGCGUCCACAGUGCCCCUGAAGCGGCCCAGUAUUGCUGACUUCGGUGACAUUAAGGCGCGACUGCGGGGACAGCUUUUGAAGAAGGGUGCUGUAAAGGUCAUGCAAGAGGCAGCGCGUCAUGUCCGUGGGGCCGAGGGAAGGUACUAG
Leishmania braziliensis MHOM/BR/75/M2904 is the source of this 2796-nucleotide messenger RNA. RefSeq lists its product as hypothetical. The transcript has a single exon. Lineage: Eukaryota; Euglenozoa; Kinetoplastea; Trypanosomatida; Trypanosomatidae. The record is from RefSeq and is a predicted model, not a curated record. The coding region runs from base 1 to 2796 and encodes 931 amino acids.